Molecule: messenger RNA, 1210 nt
Organism: Exophiala viscosa
Lineage: Eukaryota; Fungi; Ascomycota; Eurotiomycetes; Chaetothyriales; Herpotrichiellaceae
Product: ABC transporter
Exons: 1
Coding region: 238-1098 (286 amino acids)
Molecular function (GO): ATP hydrolysis activity; ATP binding
Source: RefSeq, a predicted model, not a curated record
CCGGAGAAAUUGACGUACGAUGAUGACCACUGCUUUUCCCUCCAUUCUUGAGGUUCUGGAACAACUGCCGGGCAAACCCAUAUUAGUAUAUUUUACAAACUGUCACGGAAGGUGAGGAGAUAUCAAGAGAGACACACACUCGUUACUGGUCAAGCUUCAUUCGUUCUCUACUGUUACUGGUCUUGGUGUACGCCGCCCCCCAAGACAUUCAGACGAGUCUUUAAUUAUCCUUGCAAAAUGUCGAUGCAGAACGUUCAAGCCAGGGUCCCCAAGACAGACAUCGAAGUCAACAAUCUGGGCUACAAAUUUCCCGAUGGCUCAACUGGACUGUCCAACAUCACUUUAGACCUCCCACCGGGCAGCCGGACACUACUCAUCGGCGCCAACGGUGCGGGCAAGACGACAGUCCUCCGCCUCCUUUCCGGCAAGCGCCUUGCGCCUGCUCACGCAAUUCGCAUAGGCGGUGUCGACCCCUUCUCCGCGGGUCUCGAGGGCGUCACGUACCUUGGCCUAGAAUGGGUGCUGAAUCCAAUCGUCCGGACCGACAUCGCGGUACCCAUCCUCCUCGACUCCGUGGGCGGGAGCUACUAUCCCGAGCGACGCGACGAGUUGGUCCGGAUCCUCGACAUUGAUCUACGCUGGCGUAUGCACGCCGUGUCCGACGGCGAGCGCCGCCGCGUCCAAUUGGCAAUGGGCCUGAUCCGGCCAUGGGAUGUGUUACUCUUGGACGAAAUCACCGUCGAUUUGGAUCUAUUAAGCCGCAGCAAUUUCCUGAACUGGCUUAGAGGCGAGACAGAGCGGCGCGGCGCCACGAUCGUGUAUGCCACGCACAUUCUCGACAAUCUGGUCGGUUGGCCCUCGCAUCUGGUGCAUAUGCAUCUUGGUCAGGUCAAGGAGUGGGGACCCAUGGCGAAGUUCGACGCCGAAACGGACGGUUACUCGAACACGGGGAACAGCAAGCUCGGCGAAUUGGUGUUGAAGUGGUUGAAGGAUGACCUUGCGGAGCGAGGACCACGAGAUAAGUCGACGGCUGAAGACAAGACGUACGAGAAUUUAGAAGGGAAGGGAGGAUAUGGGCAGGAGAACAGACCGGAGUGAUGAGGAGCAUUGCAUUAAUUGGGAAUGAGUCGCGGCAUUGGAUGGGAGUGUACUUUGGACGUGUGGACUUGUCAUUCUUUCGUGAUAUUGAUACCCCGUCAGAUCUUCAACA